AUGCAUUUAUUGGAUCGCAUCACUGGUGGAGUAGGCAAUGCGGAGGACCAAGUUGUGCAACAACCCAUAACAACUGGUGCUGAUAUUAAAGAUUCUAUAAUAUAUGGUGUCGGUGGUGACAUAUCUGAAGGUGGAGAAACUAACGAUGUAGGAAGUGAAAGAGGAACAAUAGGCACCGUUUCCAUCCCGCGAAUCCAGAUGGGAGAGUGUGGGAAUUUUAGACAACGAUAUACAUU
This is a messenger RNA of Dentiscutata heterogama, 236 nucleotides long. NCBI's taxonomy places the organism in Eukaryota, Fungi, Glomeromycota, Glomeromycetes, Diversisporales, Gigasporaceae. The record is from the annotation of a GenBank genome assembly.